AUGAAUUACGCAACGGUACUUGGUGGACCGUUUUCAUGUAACGCUCCUGGCAAUAAUAAUAAUAACGAUCAAUAUUCCCGUUUGGGAUAUGCAACUGAUAUAACAGGACAACAUUCUCAAAUUAUGCAACAUCCGUCAUUAAAUCAAGCUCCCGGACAAGCUUUGAAUGUAUAUCCACAGUUUUCACAACCCACGUCAAUGAAAGACCCUAGAAUGAAUAUUAAUAUAGGAAGUAAACUUUUCGUUGGCCAGGUUCCUGCCAUGACUACUGAAGAACAAUUACGCCCAGUGUUUGAACCGUAUGGGAAGCUCUUAGAAGUAAAAAUAAUGCGUGAUACUGUAGGACGUUCUAAAGGAAGCGCAUGGGUUCGCUACGAAACCAAUGAAAUGGCUGUAAAUGCUAUUAAUGCUCUUCAUGAAAAACAUACAGUUCCUCCUCAGACUAAUCCAUUACGUGUGCAAUUUGCUACUCCUAACAGCGCAAAACACCAACAACAACAACAGGGAAAAUAUCCCCUCGGAAUGAGAGGUCCAGCGAACCCAUACAAUUUUGGGGACCCAAUGAGUAGCUCUGCAAAGCAACCUGGAAUAGUUAUGUUUCCACAAGGUACUUCACCAAGCAUUAUUUCCCCUAUUGAUCCAACUAGUGGGGCUCAGUACAUGACUCAACCUUUUCCUGGUUCCAUGGAUCCUGCUCACAUGAUGACAGGACCAUAUACAUCAAAUUUAAGUCGUUUUGAUAACGUCAAUUUUCCAGAUAACAGGCGAGAGGUGUACAUUUCUCCACAACCACAGACCACGGCGACACAAGUGUAUCAGCAGCAGAGAAUUGGCUUUUCGCCAACCCCUGUCAGUCCUAACACUAUCUAUAAUCAACAACCUUCCUUACCGCAUGCAUCAACCCGCAGUAAUAGCGACAGUAAAAAUGGUGGUGGUAGUGGUGCUUACUUGGGAUCGUUCGAUGCAAAACAUGGGGUAUGUGACUCCAAUAAUAACGACAUUCAAACUAUGGGAAAUGAUUUACCUGCAUCUCUUGAUCCUGGAGUUGCAAUUUGGGAGUAUCGGAACAACAAUGAUACACAGGGGCAGGAACAACGCGAACCAAGUACGCAAGUAAGAACGAGCGAAAGAAAAAACGAAUGA
Trypanosoma theileri is the source of this 1143-nucleotide messenger RNA. RefSeq names its product RNA-binding protein. Lineage: Eukaryota; Euglenozoa; Kinetoplastea; Trypanosomatida; Trypanosomatidae. The record is from RefSeq and is a predicted model, not a curated record. The transcript has a single exon. Gene Ontology annotation, molecular function: RNA binding. The coding region runs from base 1 to 1143 and encodes 380 amino acids.